AAGAACAUGAUAGAUACUGCAGUGUCCACAGGCUACACCCAGAAGGACUGCUACUGUUUGUUGUGUACACCUGGUAGUUAUGAAGUAAAUGGAACAUGUGUUGAUUGUCCAAUCGGUAGUUAUCAAGACGAAUAUGGUCAGACUGAAUGUAAAUGGUGUCCCGAAAAUCAUUCAACCAGACAUGAAGGAGUUAAAUAUUUUGAGUAUUGCAUACCAUUGUGUCGUCCUGGUCGCUACUCUGAUUCUGGUCUCAGUCCGUGUAACAGCUGUCCUGCUAAUUAUUAUGCACCCGGUUAUGGUAAUACUGAAUGCCUGCCAUGUGAAGAAGGAUCUUACAGUUCUAGAAGCUCUGGAGAAUGUACAGAGUACUGUCCAGUUGGUUACCGAUCUCCAACCGGAAGACAGCCAUGUUUCAAGUGUCCUCGUGGUUUCUAUCAAGAUGAGAUUGGGUCCAGGAGAUGUAAAAGAUGUGAAGAUCAUGAAACAACAGUAGACCGUGGCUCUGAUAGUCCAGAUGACUGUGUUGAUGCCUGUCAUACUGAACCAUGUUUAAAUGGUGGUACAUGCUCAGCGGGACCAGGACACACUUGGCAUUGUGAAUGUCCUCAACAUUUCUUUGGAAUACGAUGCGAAGAUGAAACAAGUUGUGCCAGCGAUCCUUGUCUGAAUAGCGGUACAUGUGUUGAUACUGAUGACUCUUUCUACUGUGUCUGUCCUCCUGGAUAUUGUGGCGAUUAUUGUCAGAAUCCACCGCAUCCAUGUUACAACAACCCCUGUCUAUUUGGUGGUACUUGUCUACCCACUGACAACGAACGAGGAUUUGAGUGUCACUGCCGAAAUGAUUAUCAUGGAGACUUUUGUGAAGAACCUGUGGAUGAUUGUGAAAGCGAUCCAUGUCUCAAUGAUGGUGUAUGCUGUGAUAUUGGUUUUGAUGAUGUUGUUUGUUUCUGUAAACCAGAUUACACUGGGGAGUUCUGUGAAUAUCCAAUUGAUGAUUGUGAUCCCAACCCGUGUCGCCAUGGCGGCACAUGCGAAGACGGUAUCAAUACAUUCACAUGUCACUGUCCAGUGGGCUAUUCGGGUAAAAGGUGUCAACGUGAUGAUGAUGAUUGCGCUGAUGUAGAAUGUUAUAAUGGUGGCACUUGUAUUGAUGGUGAUAAUUCCUAUCAUUGUGACUGUGCUGAUGGAUACACUGGUGAUGAUUGUUCAUUGGAAGAUUUAGACCCAUGUGAUCCCAAUCCUUGUCAAAACGAUGGCUCCUGUGCCCCAUCAGACAAUCCAGUCAGCCCUGGUGAUCCAUGUACCUGUCAGAAUAUUAUUUGUACAUGUCAGCCUGGAUUCACUGGCAAGUAUUGUGAGGUAAGUUUGGAGAUUCUUGCGUGUAUGUUCUGAUGCCAAAUAAUGUAAACUUGAUGCUUGUUUUUUUAAA
This is a messenger RNA of Saccoglossus kowalevskii, 1429 nucleotides long. RefSeq lists its product as uncharacterized. The record is from RefSeq and is a predicted model, not a curated record. Gene Ontology annotation, molecular function: protein binding; calcium ion binding. Gene Ontology annotation, cellular component: plasma membrane; protein-containing complex. NCBI's taxonomy places the organism in Eukaryota, Metazoa, Hemichordata, Enteropneusta, Harrimaniidae. Gene Ontology annotation, biological process: heterophilic cell-cell adhesion; establishment or maintenance of epithelial cell apical/basal polarity.